UCGUCGUCAGUCUAACAGAGAAAGUUUCGUCAUCAUCACAAAAUCGAACGAAAAGACGUUCUUAAAUCUCAAAUUAUCGACUGAGAACCGGCGAUUACUGAAGAACAAUGUCUCGAAAUUCAUUAAAAUAAAAAGUCAGUAGUUCAUAAAGACAAAAAACCAUCGAAAUUUUGCUGUAAAUUUGUUUCGAAUUAUAUCUCGAAGUAAUUUCGUCGCAAUUGGCGAAUUAAGCUGUUAUCGUUAUCAUUAAAUAAUUUAAUCCGUAAUAAAAUGUCCGUCAACAAUGACAACAACAAUCCACGUCGUCACAACAAUGAGUCAUCAGCAGAUUUGGGUCCAGCUGCGGUAGCGGCAGCAUCUCCUGCUAUUGACACAUCCUCCACGGAACAACUCGACACAUAUUUUUCCGAUGAAAAAGUGAUAAUUCCGUCAACUGAUAACGAUGCAUUCAGUUUUCGGAAGUUGUGGGCAUUUACGGGACCAGGAUUUUUGAUGUCAAUCGCGUAUUUGGAUCCGGGAAAUAUUGAGUCGGAUUUGCAGCAAGGUGUGGUGGCGCGAUAUAAAUUGCUGUGGGUGCUGAUGACAGCGACAAUUUUGGGUUUGAUCAUGCAAAGGUUGUCAGCGAGACUGGGAGUUGUGACGGGACAUCAUUUGGCGGAGAUGUGUUACAGAGAAUAUCGAGCGGUGCCACGGUUGUUGCUGUGGAUUAUGAUUGAAAUUGCGAUUAUUGGAUCAGAUAUGCAAGAAGUCAUUGGAACCUCCAUCGCCAUCUACCUUCUCUCCGCAAAACGGAUCCCUUUGUACAUUGGAGUCAUGAUUACCGUUUUCGACACUUUUACGUUCCUAUUUCUCGACAAAUACGGUCUACGGAAGCUGGAAUUCUUCUUUGGACUGCUAAUUACCAUCAUGGCUGUGACCUUUGGCUACGAAUUUGGCGUUGCAAAGCCCGAAAUCGGUGAAAUGGCAACCGGCAUGAUCAUUCCAUGGUGCAAGGAUUGCGAUCAUCGUGCUUUAUUACAAGCUGUUGGGAUCGUUGGAGCAGUUAUCAUGCCUCAUAAUUUGUAUUUGCACUCAGCUUUGGUCAAAUCACGAGAUAUUGACCGAAAAGACAGCUCAAAGGUGCGGGAAGCGAAUUUUUACUUUUUUAUCGAAGCGUGUGUGGCACUUUUUGUGUCGUUUGUCAUCAAUGUGUGUGUUGUGGCGGUUUUUGCGCACGGUUUGUUCGGGAAACAGAAUAAGGAUAUCAAUUUAAUGUGUCAAAACAGCACAAGUUCCGUAAUUCAUCAAGAUUUGAACAACACCUUCCCCUACAACUCGGACCUCGUCGAUGCGGAUCUCUACAAAGGCGGCAUCUUCCUCGGAUGUGCUUUUGGCGCCGCAGCAAUGUACAUUUGGGCAGUUGGCAUUUUCGCAGCCGGUCAAAGUAGCACGAUGACGGGAACGUAUGCCGGUCAAUUCGCCAUGGAGGGAUUUUUGAAUCUGCAAUGGGCUCGAUGGCAACGAGUGUUGGUUACGCGACUAAUUGCUGUCGUUCCGACAUUUUUUGUUGCCUUUUACAGCAAUAUUAACGACUUGACGGGCAUGAAUGACACGUUAAAUGCUGUGAUGGCGCUUCAAUUGCCGUUCGCGACAAUUCCGUGUGUCGCCUUCACGUCGAAUCGACGAAUUAUGGGCGAAUUUGUGAAUGGACUCGCCAAUAAAGUCAUAUCAAUUGUGCUGAGUGUCCUUGUUAUCACGAUAAAUUUGUAUUUUGUUACAAAUACGGUGAUGGCGUUGCAGUUGAAUGGGUGGUGGAUCACUGUAGUUGUACUUUUUGCUAUUGCAUACAUCAUGUUCAACUUCUACCUUGUCAUCCACAUGGCUGUUGGAAUGGGCAACGAACGUUUAGCCUCACAUCCUCUCGUCCGUAAAUUUGUGACGCCCCCGCAGCAAGAUUUUGAUUCCCCCUCAUCGUAUGCCAGAUUAAAUUCAUCAUAUGACAUGCAAAGAACUUACUGUACCACAACAUGACAAUCAUCUCGACAAUAUUUUUACUCCGCAAUUCCACAAGAUGUAGUUUCGUAGUACACAUAGUCCAUACUUAAUGAAAAAAAGGGAAAAAUUCCUUUAAAAAAAAUAAAAAAUUGUGAUAGAUAAACAUUGGAUUCAAAAAAAUAAAUAUAUUGCAGGGUGCCAUUCCGUUAAAUAGCGAAAAAAUUAGAUUUUAAUAGAAAAUUUGUGAUAUUUCUGUACUUUUGACUAGAAUAGAGUACUUACUUUCACAGAAAAAAGCGUCACGUUGUAAAUAAAUGACUUAAAUGUGGGUAAAUGGGCACUUGCGGGUCUUGAAACUUGAAAAUUAAUCAAAGAUUUUAUAAAAUUAGGAACAAUCACGCAAUGACAAGGGUCGAUUGAGACCCUAAUUGAAGCAUUUCCUCGAAACUAAGUCUCUCUUGAUGAACCUCUCUUAGUUUUUGUUCGUUUUUUUGUUAAAGUUUUAUCAUGAAUUUAUGUUUAUCUUUACUAAUUUAUAAGAAAAUGUACUUUAAACACUUUAUAAAUAUUUAAUAAGAAAAAAAUUUGAAUGAUAAAAAUUUUUUUGACAAUAAAAAUGCUUGUUU
This is a messenger RNA of Culicoides brevitarsis, 2600 nucleotides long. It is a transcript of the gene Mvl, whose product is annotated as protein Malvolio. Gene Ontology annotation, molecular function: manganese ion transmembrane transporter activity; iron ion transmembrane transporter activity; cadmium ion transmembrane transporter activity. The transcript has 9 exons. Gene Ontology annotation, biological process: response to manganese ion; metal ion transport; manganese ion homeostasis. Bases 271 to 2010 code for a protein of 579 amino acids. The record is from RefSeq and is a predicted model, not a curated record. Gene Ontology annotation, cellular component: apical plasma membrane. NCBI's taxonomy places the organism in Eukaryota, Metazoa, Arthropoda, Insecta, Diptera, Ceratopogonidae.